Aspergillus heteromorphus CBS 117.55 is the source of this 1353-nucleotide messenger RNA. Its product is annotated as PhzF family phenazine biosynthesis protein. Lineage: Eukaryota; Fungi; Ascomycota; Eurotiomycetes; Eurotiales; Aspergillaceae. The record is from RefSeq and is a predicted model, not a curated record. The transcript has a single exon. The coding region runs from base 85 to 1179 and encodes 364 amino acids. Gene Ontology annotation, cellular component: cytoplasm. Gene Ontology annotation, biological process: biosynthetic process. Gene Ontology annotation, molecular function: isomerase activity.
AAAAAAAACUCAACCCUCAUCUCCCUUCUCAUACCUCAUCGGUCCUUAUUCUCGAAAGCAACUAACUACUACUACCAACCAACCAUGUCCAAACCCCAAACCGUCCGCUUCGCAACCCUCGAUGUCUUCACCACGAAGCCUUACACAGGCAACCCUCUAGGCGUGGUCUUCCUCCCCGACCCCUCCUCCUCCUCUUCUUCUUCUUCUUCUUCUUCUUCUUCUUCUUCUUCUUCUGCUGCCACCGUCCCCCUCACCCAAGCCCAAAAACAACGAAUCGCCGCGGAAUUCAACCUCUCCGAAACCAUCUUCAUCCACCCCCCCUCCAGCCCCUCGUCCCCCGAACGGAAAAUCGACAUCUUCACCACCACCGAGGAACUGCCCUUUGCGGGACAUCCGACCAUCGGCGCGGCCUCGUGGUUCCUGCAACACUCGUCGCACGAGCACGACAGGACGAACGUCAAGACUCUGGUCACGAAGGCUGGGCCGUUCGCUAUUUCCCGGGUGUCGUCUUCUGCUGCUGCUGCUGGUGGUCCUGGUGAUGAUGGUGUUAUCGGUAUCGUCGCCGCGAAAAUCGCACACAACGUGCACGUCCACUCGUCGCGGUUCUCGCGCGCAGAGGUGCUGAGACUUCAUCCCUCGCUGGUCCCGUUCCUGACCUCCCCGGAGCAGGAGGGCGUCAGCUUCCCGGUGUUCUCCAUCGUGAAGGGGAUGAGCCAGGUGUUGGUGGAGUUGCCGAGUCUGGAGGCGCUGGCGGCGGUGGAGGGCCCGCUGGGCGGCGAGGUGGUUCCCUGUACGUCUGUGGCGGAGGGAGGGUAUCUGGAUGUGGGCUGGGAGGGGAGCGGUCUCAUUGUUCUCUACUUCUAUGUGCCGGGCGUGCAUGACGAGGCCACGGGGAAGACGGUCAUUCGGUCGCGGAUGUUCCUGAGGAACUUUGAGGAUCCGGCGACGGGUAGUGCGGCGAGUGGGUUGGCGGCGUAUUUGGCUCUGAGGGAUGGGGAGGCCGGGACGGUGUCCGAGUUUGAUGUUGUGCAGGGGGUGGAGAUGGGGAGGAGGUCGGAUAUCAGUGUUGCUGUGGCGGUGGCGGUGGGGGUGGAUGGGGAUGGGGAUAAGAAGAAGGUGGACAUGGUGGAGUUGAGGGGGUGUGCUGUGCCGGUGAUGGCGGGGGAGAUGGUCGUUUGAUGGCUGUGGUGUUGUAUCAUGAUAUAGUUGGUUGGUUGUUCCCUGGAUUUGUUCAAGAGUUUUGAAUGCUAUUGUUGAUGGCUUGAUCUGUUUUUUUCUAUCCUCUUCAUUAGCAAUGUUAUUUGAAAACAUAGAGUAGUGUCAUGUAGCUAAGAUUAUUUGCCUAGAAGAAAU